AUUACUUCACAUUUUUAAUGCCUUUAUGUUUGCAUUUUAGCUUUUCAUGAAAGUAAUUUGAGCUCAUUUUUGGAAUCUGGAUGGCUAUUUAUAUAGGUAUGAAUUGAUACCAAUUUAAUGGAUUCCAAGAUUUUCACGUCCGAUCCAAUCUUACAAACGAAAGGCUAGAGUUUACCGUCUCAUUGAACAUGUCGGGAGCUUCUUUGGACACGGAUCAUCCUACAGAUGAAGGGAAAAUCAAAACAGCAGCACUUGAAGACGUGAAAUUGGAGGAGGAAGUCAAAUCAGCGACAAUUGAGGAAGUGAAAGAGGACGGUCCACUCUUCCAAUGUAAUCUAUGUGAUGCAGAAAUGGUUCAGAAGGUAGCGGACGAAUUCCUUCCAGGAUUAGCCUCAGCCUGUAUUGACAACACGACUGGCGGUCUAUUGAAUAGCCCCGCUUCUGUUGCUGUUAAUAUUAGAAGAGAAAUGGUGGACUAUCUUGUCCGGAGAAGCGAGAUGUUUGUUGCUGAAUCUGUUGUCUUAGAAGGUGACGCGGUUACUGAAGUACUGUCGGAUAAUCCUCAUGAUAUUAUAUCAGAUUUUAUUGAUGAUUUUGGGCAGUCUAAGAGGAAUUUUUUCAGCAGAGUAUCAGCAUGGUUGCUAAGUGAAAGGAGAGAGGAAAGGAUAGACGAUUUCGUACAAGAAAUGGAAGUAAACGGCUUUUGGUUGAUGGAAAGGCGGAUAGCAGUGGCGCAAACAUUGAUAAGGAAUAUUGACUUUAAGGGCAAUUACCACUGCAAUAUGAAGUUUAAAUCUGAAGAAGAGGUUUCAGAACAUAUCGCCAUGUGCAGUUUCAGGGAAUUGAACUGUGAAAAUGAGGGAUGUAAUGCGCGAUUUAGUGCAGCUCAGUUGGAACUGCACGACUCGACUUGUCCUUUUAAAACACUUCAAUGUGAGCAGAAAUGCCCGGAAACGCUCAUGAGGCGCGAAAUGGACAGGCAUUGUAUAACUGUAUGUCCAAUGAAACUUGUUAACUGCCCUUUCUAUCCAGUAGGAUGUGUAUCUACUAUUCCUCAAUGCACAACGGACCAACAUCGUCUCGAGAAUCUGCAGUCGCACUUAAUCUGCAUCUUAAAACUUAUUCACAAGGAUGCAUCUUUUGAGGCUUUGAAGAAAAGGACUGAACAAUUGUUGGAGGCAUCGUCACCUGGACGGCUGGCAACUGCUCGUGAUGCAAGAUCAUUAACUGUCGCGAUCAAGAGUAUUGACACAAAGCUCGGACCCUUAGAAGUUGAAGAAGAUACAGAGGUCAAUGCCGAGGGUGCUGAGUUGAACGACGAAAAAGAAGACAUCACUGAUCUAUCUACCAAGAAAAAUUGUUCUAUGGACUUGUCUCAUAAUGAAGAGCGGUCUUCUGACUUAUCAAAGAGUCAGAAUGAUUCCACAGCUUCACACAACAAAAUAGAGUCAAUUGUCAAUCCAGAGAAUGUCGUGGAACCGACAGUUCAAAUGGAUUCAUCAACUAAUGAACACUGUGAGAAUGCAGUUAAAAAUAGGAGCCCGGGACCUCUAACAGAAAAUAAGGUCUCGAAAUCACCUGAAAAAAGUGGAGAGUCUCUGAGCACAUCCAAAGAACAUCAAGAUUUCACAACUUCAGCACACAAAUUAGAGUCAUCCAAAAGUAAAGAGACUCCCAAAUCGCCCAAGAAGCAUCAGGUCGUACCAGCUUUUGAAGACAAAAAAGAGUGACGCGCCAAAACUAAGGACUUCGCGGAACAAAUGAAUCUCAGGCAGUGAUCAACAAUAUAUUGGCACCUGACUAAGGAAGAUUUAAGAGAAUCAUUGUUGGAAAAGGAAAAGAGCCAAACGGUCCCCUAUUAAGAGUGAAUGCAUGUGUAGCAACCAAAUGAAGUAAAGAGAACACAGAUUUUCUAAGUGGAAGACUGAGCACCUUCAAAAAUAGAAGGUUAUUUAUUGACAGAUAUAAAAAUUUUCUUGUAUAGUUGAUAACUAGCUAGUUUUUUGCUUGCUUAUUCAUUUUCGCAUGAGCGUAAUUUCAUCUUUCCUUCUUUUGUACAAGACAGAUUUAUGUUUUUUCAUUGGCAUUC
Molecule: messenger RNA, 2089 nt
Organism: Nicotiana tabacum (common tobacco)
Lineage: Eukaryota; Viridiplantae; Streptophyta; Magnoliopsida; Solanales; Solanaceae
Molecular function (GO): zinc ion binding
Source: RefSeq, a predicted model, not a curated record